AUGAUUCUCGUCCUGGGCCCAGAAGCCAUCUCUGAGCUGUGUCUCCAACAAUCUGCCAGCUUUUCGCACUCAAAAACUGUCGAGCUUCUCGCACAAGCCGGGUUAGGAUACAGCGGGUUGCUUGCCGCAAGAGGACAAACACACAAACGCCUCCGCAAACUCUUUUCACAGGUGUUCACCCCCAGGACGUUGGCCAAGAUAGCCAACCCCUUGUGGGAGAACUGCCUGGCAAUGAUUCGAGACAUUGACCAACAUACAGCGUCCGUACAGAUUGGCCAAUGGACAUCACAUACCGUUCUAGAACUCUCGGGCAUUUGCGUAUUUGGUCAGGACCGCGAAUGGUUGGCCCGGUACCCAGAUCUUCUCGGAAGCUUGGAGCGCCGAGUGGCAACCGGACACAUCAAGAAGAUGGUCCUUUCCAUCUUCCCUAGGCCCAUUCGUUCUCUUGUGAUGUUGACCCUUUUCGGUCGCAAAGAGUUAUCCGAUCUGAGGUAUCUGGAACAUGUCGCGCGUGACUUGGUUCAGAUCGAAAAGCGAAAGUUCACGAAGUCUAUUAAGCCCGGUUGCCCCCCCAACCUCAUUUCCGUUAUGUUGGAAGAUGGGAACCUUUCCGAGGAGCAAAUCCUAGGCCACAUCCUCAUUUUCCUCGUCGGGGCCUCGGAGACCACCUCCGCGACGUUCCAGUGGAUGAUCCUCGAGCUUUGCAGACACCCAGCGGUUCAGGCGCAGCUCCGAGACGAACUUCAAUUGCGCUGGUCGUCACUAUCCAAAAAUGACAGCGAUAAGUCCCUCUUUUCGCAAAUCGAAAGCUUCCCGUAUCUUCGGGCGGUCGUCGAUGAAUUGCUCCGUCUGCAUCCAGCGGUCGUGUUGACGGAGCAUGAGGCGACUCAUGACACCACGAUUAUGGGUUUUCCGAUUCCCAAGGGAACGUUGUUAUUAUGUCCUCCUCUGGCAGCAAAUUUAAACCCUCAAGUCUGGGGGAAGGACGCCGCAGCCUUCAACCCUGAUCGUUGGCUGGUUAGGGGGCCGGCAAGCCAGAAGGCAAUCAGUCAGCAUCCUUGUGCAAAUAUGACAUUCUCCAAUGGUCCACGGAGCUGUCCCGGUCGGUCUAUUGCGAGAUUGAUGCUGACUUGUUUAACGGCCGCAUUUAUCAGUCACUAUCAAGUUUCACUGAAGGAUCCAGAGCAAUCUUUUGCGCCAACCGAAGCAGUGUAUGCGAAACCAGUGCCUGAAUUGACAGUUCAAUUGGUCAAAGUGGCCUAA
This is a messenger RNA of Penicillium lagena, 1263 nucleotides long. Its product is annotated as cytochrome P450. NCBI's taxonomy places the organism in Eukaryota, Fungi, Ascomycota, Eurotiomycetes, Eurotiales, Aspergillaceae. The coding region runs from base 1 to 1263 and encodes 420 amino acids. The record is from RefSeq and is a predicted model, not a curated record. The transcript is spliced from 2 exons. Gene Ontology annotation, molecular function: monooxygenase activity; heme binding; iron ion binding.